Messenger RNA from Stylophora pistillata, 3012 nucleotides. RefSeq names its product ankyrin repeat domain-containing protein 13D. Gene Ontology annotation, cellular component: cytoplasm. The record is from RefSeq and is a predicted model, not a curated record. NCBI's taxonomy places the organism in Eukaryota, Metazoa, Cnidaria, Anthozoa, Scleractinia, Pocilloporidae. Gene Ontology annotation, molecular function: protein binding.
AAAAUGGUCUAAAAUGGCGGCUAGUGGGAAGGACAUUCUGGCCGCAUCUCCUCCCAAAAUUUCACGUGAUUCAAUACUUUCAGACUAUCCAUUGCAUUGGCACGUCUGGCAUAAAGAUGCCUCGUCACUUGAAGAAGAACUUGCUUUGAACAAGCACAAUAAAGAGCUUCUGGACCCUCGUGGACGGACACCACUUCAUCUUGCGGUUAGUCUAGGUUAUUUGGAUUGUGUAAAGUGUCUUCUUCGCGGAGGCUGCGAUGCAAACGCUAUUAAUCAGGAUGGGUGGAAUGUGUCGCACGAAGCCAUUAGCACAGGAAACCCUGAGAUUUUAUCACUUGUACUUCAACACCGAGACUUUCAAAGAGGAAGUCUGAGGCUUGCUGGAAUUCCUGAACUAUUGGAAGAACUCAAUUCUACUCCAGAUUUUUAUGUGGAAAUGAAAUGGGAAUUCACCAGUUGGGUUCCAUUCAUGUCUAGAAUGUGUCCCAGUGAUACAUACAAAAUAUACAAAUGUGGUGCAAAUGUUCGAGCAGACACCACAUUAAUUGGCUUUGACCAGAAUGACUGGCAGAGGGGUAAUAGGAGUUACAUUUUUAAGGGCAGAGCUGAAGGAGGACAAUUUUUAGAGAUUGAUCAUGAAAAAAAGAGAUACUUCAAAGAGACUUUGCAUAUCAGGGAAGAUUUUCGUGACCUGGAGGGGCUUAAACCUUCAGAGGAUGUUAUCAACGCCAGAUUAACAACACCAGCUGUUGCUACCAUGCUCAACACAGAUAACAUUGCAUUUACAAGGCACAAAACCAUGUGGGGUUGGGGUGGAGACAAGACAGAGGUUGUGAAUGGAUAUGAGUGCAAAGUGUAUACUGCAAGUGGGGUGGAAGUUCUCACUAAAACACGAGUGGAGCACUUGAAUGCCGAAGAUAAACAGGUGGCUCAAAAUACAAAUGAUACAUUUGCUGCAAAUGGUCUACAAACUCUCUUGGGCAUUGAAGAAGAGAAUUUAUCAAAUAAUGUGGAGGAUGACCAAGAUGGUUCAGACCUAGAUCCUACUUCUUCUAACCCUUACAAAAUGAGUUUAGAGGAGUACUUUAAUCCUAAUCCAGAAUUAAAUACAAAGGAUAUUGGAAAGUUGAAAGAAAUGACAGUAAAGAAGCAGAAGUUUAAAGCUACAAUUUCAAUGUGUGACAAGCACCCCUUGUCCCUUCGUGAACAAGUGCUUCCAAUUGUCAAAUUGCUGGCUAUCAGCAACACUCAUUUUGCCAAGCUUAGAGACUUCAUUGCACUCCAUCUACCAGCAGGAUUCCCAGUCAAAAUAGAAAUUCCUUUGUUCCAUGUCCUCAAUGCCAAAAUAACAUUUGGUAAUAUUGGGGGAGGAGAAUGUGCAGUGGAAGGAGUGCAUGCAAUCAGAGCUGAUAUGCAAGAAACUGGAGAAGAUAGCCUCAACUCUACUGAAGGGGAGGAAGACCCCUUAGUGCCUGGGCUGGCUGCAAGGUGUGUCAUAGAAUCAACUUGUUUUGAUGCCCCAGCAGACUACAGAGAGGUUAAUCUGGAUCAACCAGUUGCUCCUCUCAGAGAUGAAGAAGAUGAGAUGCUGCAACUAGUCAUACAACAGAGCUUGCUUGAAUAUCAACAGGACCCUUCACAGAUUAUGACUCUUCAGGCUUUACAAGACAGCCGGCAACAGGAAGAUGAUGACUUGCAACGUGCUAUAAGAGAAAGCAUGAGAGAAGGUGGUGUUGACGAGGGACAAACCCCACAGGUUGUUCCUGUUCAAAGACAACCUGGAGAUGGAACCAUUGCCUAUGAUGAAGACUUGCAGCUAGCAAUGGCACUUUCUGAACAGCAGCUGGAGGAAGACGAACGGCUUCGAAAACAGGAAGAGGAACAGCUGGCUCAAGUUAUUCAGCUAUCUCUUGCAGAAAGUUAAUUCAUGUAGCUUUCAGGUCAGGCUCAAAACUCUUUAACUGCAUUUGAAUGGAACUUGCUGAGAUUACGGUAGUUACUACUUGUAGUUAGUUUGUAAAGUGAAGCUGAAGCUGAGGUUUUUUUUUGAAGGUACUGAUAUUUCUUGUUUAUUUCUGGAAUCGACUACUAAUCUAAAAAGGAAAGAAGAAUUCUUGCAAAGCAUUGAAUUGAAGGUUUAAAAGUAGGAAACUAUAAGAAUUAUGAGUAUCAUAAAUUAUUGCUCUUGACAUUUUCCAAUGUUUUUUUUUAUCUCAAAAUCUUGCCUCCAGUGAAUUUAAGUCUUGUUACCAGUUUUAAAAUUAUUUUAUCACCAAUCUGCUGCGUUCAUUUUGUAUUUGCAUAACAAAAAAUUAACUUGUUUUUUUGUGUCAAAUGUCACAUCUUAUUUUGUUAGACUCUGCACUGUCUGAAUGCUUUGGAAUUGGAGACUAAUAUUGUAUGAACAAGUGUUUGUUUCAUGCUUAUCAGAGUCAACUUUGUCAAGUGUCUGCAGUAAUAUUACUCAAGAAGUUUCAGAUUAUAUGAACAGUAUCAUUAAAAAGAAUUUUUUUAAAUUCUAUUUUUCUCAAAACUUUUUUGGUGGGGAUUGAGAACAUUUUCAUUUUUUUUUUGGAUAGAAUGCAUAAUUACUUUUACCUUGUAUUUUGUUCAUAAAUUAUUCCCCCUUACUAUUAAUUGUAUUUUGUUCUCUGGGAGACUGUACAGAUUUAAAGUGAAACAAGAGGAAAUGUGAAUAGUAAAAACAAUAACAUUUUAUUUAUCAGACCAGUAAAUGUUAGAAUUUUUUGUUCAUUACUGUUGUUGUCUAUUCUUGGGGAGUCUUCAUAGAGAUGGCUGGAUGCAAUUUGGUUUCUAGUCAUGCUGUCCGUACAACUUGGGACUGUCAUUAGUUUUUUUUGUUUCAAUGCCAUGUUGGAUGGGCAGACAUGUGAAUUCCCCUUUUAUUUAGGAGCUAUUUGUGCAAUAAUUCAUUUUUUAAACAUCUAAUUAAAAGAGGACAUUUUUAUUAGUUGCUCUAGCGCUAAAUAAAUAACUUUUCAAACUCAUGGA